CUUCUUCAAAUCCUCGUAGAGCCGCUUGUUAUCUCUCUCUCCCCUCCUACCAAACCCUUUCCUUUCUGCGCCUCUCUUUUUUCGCGUCCGAUUGUUGUUGUUUUCCUCCCAUUUCCUCCGGCCACCGUCUCUCCGUCGUCACCGAUAUGGCUGUGCCUAGCACCCUCUGCUCUAAGAUUUCCGCAUCCGCCGCAGGCGGCUUUGCGUCUUCCUUCGACUGCCGCUCUGAUCCUUCAGGAAACCACCACCAGGCGAGACCUGGCCGAUUCUCCUCCUCCUCACGAGUCAACUCCGUCGGUGUUCAUGGAUCUUUCCUCACGGGCGGUGGCGGCGGCGGAUACGGGAUGUCGUCCUCGCUCAUCCUUAAGUUCCCUCCCAAUUUCGUCCGACAACUUAGCAACAAGGCUCGCCGGAACUGCAGCAAUAUCGGCGUCGCGCAAAUUGUCGCGGCAAAGUGGUCUGACAACUCAGCCACCGGUUCCGCGGCUGCGGCUGCCAACGCAGCCGCCGCCGCCUCUCCCGCAGUCCCCGCUGUCGAGGAGUCGGUCGAGCUGAUCGCCGGUGCCAAUGGACCGGUGGUUGAUGGGCUUGAUCGGAAAGGAGAUGUACAGGAUUUGACUAACAAGUUAACGUAUGGUUCGUUUUUGAGCUCCGAUGGAAGCAUCGCAGUUCAUGCUGGUGAAAGAUUGGGUCGCGGCAUUGUUACUGAUGCAAUUACAACUCCAGUGGUUAAUACUUCAGCCUACUUCUUCAAGAAAACUGCAGAGCUUAUUGAUUUCAAGGAGAAGCGCCAUGUGAGCUUUGAGUAUGGUCGUUAUGGAAAUCCAACCACAGCAGUUGUGGAGGAGAAGAUAAGUGCUCUUGAAGGAGCUGAGUCAACUUUGAUCAUGGCAUCCGGGAUGUGUGCUAGUACUGUCCUGUUAAUGGCCCUGGUUCCAGCUGGUGGACAUCUCGUGACUACCACUGAUUGUUAUAGGAAGACCAGGAUCUUCAUCGAGACUAUGCUGCCUAAGAUGGGAAUCACGGCUACAGUGAUCGAUCCUGCAGAUAUAGAAUCCUUGAAGAAUGCUCUUAAUGAGAAAAAUGUUUCACUUUUCUUCACGGAGUCUCCCACCAACCCUUUCUUGCGGUGUGUUGACAUUGAGCUCGUUUCAAAGCUUUGUCAUGACAAAGGGGCAUUGGUCUGCAUAGAUGGUACCUUUGCAACACCUCUCAAUCAAAAGGCCCUUGCCCUUGGUGCUGAUCUAAUUUUGCAUUCUGCAACAAAGUUCAUUGGGGGCCAUAACGAUGUGCUUGCUGGUUGCAUCAGUGGUUCGCUGAAAUUAGUUUCAGAAAUUCGCAACUUGCACCAUGUUCUUGGCGGAGCUCUUAACCCUAAUGCUGCUUACUUGAUCAUUCGAGGUAUGAAGACACUGCAUCUUCGUGUACAGCAACAGAAUUCUACUGGACUGAGGAUGGCCGAACUUUUAGAGGCACAUCCCAAGAUAAGUCGUGUUUAUUAUCCUGGUUUGAAGAGUCAUCCUGAGCAUGACAUUGCAAAGAAGCAAAUGUCUGGCUUUGGUGGCGUUGUCAGUUUUGAGGUUGAUGGAGACUUGGAAACUACCAUAAAGUUUGUGGACGCAUUGAGAAUUCCGUACAUUGCCCCAUCUUUUGGAGGAUGUGAGAGCAUUGUUGAUCAGCCUGCUAUAAUGUCUUACUGGGAUCUUCCUCGGGCGGAGAGGGAGAAGUAUGGGAUUAGAGACAACUUGGUGAGGUUCAGCUUUGGAGUCGAGGACUUCGACGAUCUUAAGGACGACGUACUUCAAGCCCUGGCAGCCAUAUGAUCGCGAUGACAUGGUUGUUCAUCCAGAACGACUUCAACUGUGUUGGUGUUGAAGCUUUUAGGAAUAUCUGAAAGGGCCUCACAGUACUUUCCUAUUCCUGUUCUUCUGCUGUAUUCAUUUCCGGCGCCCUUGUUGCCAUGUGUGGAUCCAUGUUUCAUUAUCCUCUAAUUGUCGCACUUUGUUUCUUCUGCCGUUGGUAGUUGCUUGAUGGAAACAAACUGUCAUUUCCGUGAAACCUGUGAACACUUUCAACAUCUUGGAAUUUGGCGUUUUCCUGCAUCUAUUCUCUGUUUCCUUCCAACUGAUUUUUGAUGGGUAAUUAGGGUGGAUAUUUGAUGGCGUGUAGGUCACGAAAUCAUCAAGUCCCCUUAUUCAUUGCUGUGACUCAUUUCUCUUGUGGAUGUGUGAUAGGUGCAUUGCUCCACGUUUUAAGUACUAAUGUAGUAGACAAACUUGUUACAGAAGAUUGCAUGGACAAUCAAAACAAACAUUAUUCAUUUAACUUUGGUGGAGCUCGCUCUACCAAGGAUCGUAUGUCGAGUUGAAUGAGAAAGCGCAGGCCACAAACUGGAGUUAUGUGUAGUUCGAGAAGCCAGCCUGGGUGAAGAGUUCGGACUUCGGACCAUUGUGGUUCAGUUCUUAUGCUACCAUCCAAACAAGCCAUCAUAACCAGCAUCACUGUUGUUGCUUAGUUGAUGUGUGAGUGUGGUAGGUGGUUUUUGUAGUCACUCACAAUUCACAAACUCAGUAUGAGAGGAUCUUGUGGUGAAUUUCAGUUUAAAUCAUGUAUGACCCACUAUUAAAACUUGUUUAUGUUCAUACUGAAUUUUAGUACGGGAACCAAUUAGAACGUCAAUUGUGGCGGCGGCGGCGGCAACUGGUGGAGGAGAGAUGAGGAAGAGGGAUUAAGAUAGAAAAUAAAUAACAAAUACAUUUUUUUUUAAUGAUACAACAGUUAUUUAACAAGUAAAGAUUGUUGUUGACUGCGAGGUUAGAUGAAAUUAACAGAAUCGGUUGGUGAGUGAUCAAGGGAAAUUUUUUUAAAAUUAAUGACUAGUAAGAAAGAAAUAUUUUUUGAAUGAUAAACAAAAACUUAGUUAAACGAGUGAGCAAAUAUGUAAUUUAGCCGAAACAAACUAAAAAAGAUUGUACGCAUCAAAGGGUAAGAAACUAAAAAAAAUAGGAGGAUGGGGGAAUGUGAGAUGCUGCUGUCUGCAGCUCCCAGGUUAGGAAAACCGCAAUCCUGUGGGUUUGUGGGCUUCCAGGUCAAGUUUGGGCGAAGCCCCAAAAGCCCAAUACAACGAAUCUCAACGA
This is a messenger RNA of Linum trigynum, 3137 nucleotides long. The record is from the annotation of a GenBank genome assembly. Lineage: Eukaryota; Viridiplantae; Streptophyta; Magnoliopsida; Malpighiales; Linaceae.